Messenger RNA from Geodia barretti, 2716 nucleotides. The record is from the annotation of a GenBank genome assembly. Lineage: Eukaryota; Metazoa; Porifera; Demospongiae; Tetractinellida; Geodiidae.
AAGUGUUGCUAUGGCUACCAAACACGGGUGUGUGCACGAAGGAAGGACUUGACUCGUCUAACAUUCUCGCUAGCGAGAGAGUGAGACAGGGAGAAUGGCGCACGAGGAGAAGGAAGGGGGUGGUAGUGGGGAGGACAGCACAUUCGAGGCUCUGGAGAGGGAUUUCCAGGAGGUGUUGUCUGAGCUCAUGGGGGACCAGAGUCUGGAAAAGUUUCGCGUCGAGUACGAGAAACUCCACCAGGCCUUGAAUAAAUCGCACGAGAGCGAGAAUAGACUGAUGCAGAAGUGCCGCGAGCUCAAUGCAGAGAUUGUGGCCAACUCGGCCAAGGUCACGACGGCCCUCAAGCUCUCUCAGGAAGACAAGGGAACCAUCAGCUCCCUCAAGCAGGAGAUAGAGAAGCUGUGGAAGAUGGUGGACGCUGCACACGAGAAAGAGUCAAAGGCCAGAGACACCAUAAACCAGCUAAAGUUGGAGAUUGCCAACCUCACCAAGCUGGUGGAGCAAGGAGCUGGACUCGGUGUUGGCCAGGAUACCCUAGUUGAAGACCUGACCAAGGAGAAAGAGGAACUCACCAAGGAAAGAGAUGCUAACCUCAAACAGAUAGUGCAUAUGCGUCAGAAAGUCACAGAGGUCAACGAACGCAUAAGAAAGGCCGAGACGGACAGAGAAACAGCUGAGUCAGCAGUCAUGGCUCUUCGUGACAAUAUCGUGGUCAAGGAGCAGGAGAUUGACAAGGAGACACGGAGAAGAACCAAACUGGAAAAGGAACUAAGACAGUGCCAGGCUGAAUUGAAAGGCAAAUGUGAGGAAGUGGAGGCUAAACAAAACCAACUCCAACGAUCAGAAGAAGAGAUAAAGAAAUACGAGCAACAGCUUAGAGAAGCAAAGACGAAGCAUGACCGAACGCUGGCAGACAACAGUCUCCAGGAGCAGAGGAUCGAGCAACUGGUGGCCAAGAACAAAGACCAGCUGGACCUGAGUGUGGAGCUGGCCGAGAGGAGCAGUCAGAUGGAGAAGGAGUUGACGAGGAGAGAAGACGAGGUCGCCCGACUCAAACAGGAGGUGGUCCGGGGGAACAAGUUGAAGGACAAACUCAACACUAAGCUCCGGGCGGCCGAGGAGAUGAAGGCAGAGCUGGAGAGCAAGAGAGAGGGCCUCAAGCAGCAGAUUGGGUCCCUUGAAAGAGAGGUGGAGAGUCAACGGAGACAGGCAGAGCUGGAUAAGAGAGCAUUUGAGGAUAUACUGAAAGAGAGAGAUGCACUCAACAAGGUCCUGAAAAGGUCGGAGGGUAACAACGAGAAGAUUCAGCACACACUGAAGAUCAGCGAGCAGAAGAUGCAGGGGCUGAAGAUGCAGGUGCAGGGUCUCCAGGAGGAGGUGAGGAAACAGCACCAGCAGCUCCAGAGACUGGAGAUUGAGAAGGAGAGCUACAACAAGGAGGCCAUGAACACGAAACACCGCUGCAUCGAACAGAUGGAAGAGGUGAAGAGGAAAGAGAUGGAACUGUACCAGCUGAAGAAGAAAACAGCAGAGUACGAGAGCAAACUCAAGCAGCAACAUGCACUGUACGAGGCGGUGUGUGCAGACAGAAACAUGUGCAGCAAGAGCCUCAUUGAGUCAAGAGACGAGAUCACAGAGAUGAAACGGAAGCUCAAGAUCAUGUCUCACCAAAUCGACCAGCUGAAGGAAGAGAUAGCUGCCAAAGAGCGAGCACUGGUGAAGAGCAACGCGGACCUGACUCACCUGGAGCAUGAGAAGGAGAGUCUGAGUGCCGAGAUCUCGAGUCGGCGACAGGAACUGGACCAGAGCAAGAAGCUGCUGGACCACCAGAGAGCAGAGGAGGCUAAACUGAGGAGGGUCAUCACUGAGGCCAGUGCCGAGAGAGCCAGGCAGAAGAAAGAACUUGAACAAGUCAUCAACGAGCGUGAUAUCCUGGGGACUCAAGUGAUUCGUCGCAACGACGAGCUGGCCCUGCUGUACGAAAAGAUCAAGAUCCAGCAGUCGACUCUCAACAUUGGGGAGGUCCAGUAUUCCCAGAGACAGGAGGACAUCCGCAUCCUCAAACUGGAGGUGAGAAGGAUGAGGAGAGAGAGAGCCUCGCUCUCAAAGAGCGUCUCCAACAUGGACGACCUCAGGCGAGAGUUGUACCACGUCCAGCGAGAGCUCCUGAGGGAGAGGACUCGCUGCAAGGCACUGGAAGAGGAGCUUGAGAACCCAAUGAACAUCCACCGCUGGAGAAAGCUGGAGGGAAGUGAUCCCAGCACCUAUGAGAUGGUCCAGAAGAUACACACACUACAGAGGAAACUCAUCCAGAAAACCGAAGAGGUGGUGGAGAAGGAGCUUUUGACUCAAGAGAAGGAGAAGCUGUACAUGGAACUGAAGGCCAUCCUCCAGAGACAACCCGGGCCAGAGGUGGCCGAACAGCUCCAGAUAUACCAGCAGACCCUCAAAGAGAAGACCAAGCAGAUGAAGAGCAUGGCAUCAGAGUUGAACAUGUACGAGUCACAAGUUUCCGAGUAUCGCAUGGACAUUGACAGACUCCAGAGGGAGAUGCAAGAGAUCAAGAAAAAGUACUUCCUGCAAAAGAAAAAGGAGCAGUCGCGGAUGAGGGAUCAGCCACUGGUUCUGCCUGACAUUUCACCCAAAAGGGCGGAGCUCCCUUCUUUCAAGGGAGGAGGAUUCAACUUCAAACAGACUCAGAAGGCUGUGGCAUAG